AAUGUCGGAACAAUGCUCUGAGCCGUCUCAAGUACAGCUGACCUUCCUUGGGAUGUUGGUCGUUAAGGCUUUCAGGGGUAAUUUCCUCUCACGCGCAUGUCGCAUCAAUGCCCAGGUGCACGAGCCCCUGGCACAUAAGAAGAGCUCGGUGAUCCUAUAGCCGCCUCUGUCGAACCCUAUCGAAGAUGACGAAGCAGCCCUUGACAGCGUCGAGUUUGCAAUGCCAGCGACCAUGACGGGAGUUCAUCCCGCUAUUCAAGCUGCAGCCGCCGAGGAUGAGGAUGAUGCGAGUAUGGCAAAUUCAGACGACUCAGCACUAGAAGGCGUUGCGCACAACACAAGUUCUGCAGACAUAUCGCCAGACGGGAAUGAUAGGCCUCCAGGCCCUGCCAACGAUCUCUCCGGUGUCCAAAGUGACAUCUAUCCAGACCAAGUACCCAGCGAUGGUAUCAACAACGAUGAUCCCAAUACAGAGCCAAUCCCUACGGAGGAGAGCGAUGGGAAUUCAGCUGAAGUGGAACUCAUCAAUGAAAUUAGGGCCAAAAUCCAAAACAAGAGGAUCAAGCUUUACGAAGGAGGCUUGUCGCCUUGGAUUCAUCCGCCAGAUCCACAAAGUCACUUGGUGGAUAACCCAAAUGAUGUGAACGUCCUCUUCCAUCCUUCAGUCUUCGUUUGGCAUCCAGCUCUUUGGAGCAGGACUGGGAACAGCACCGGGAAAAUCGAUGAAGAAGGCCGUCUUCCGUGUCCACGAUGUCAGGUCGGAUUACGAUUCAAAGGAUGGUGCAAUUCGCCGACUGCUCGGCGCAUACAUGACGACGGGAGACAUUUUUUGUUGAUGGCCUAUCGCUACUGCUGCAAAAACUCAUUUUGCAGCUUAGAAACCAUCAGUGCGUCGGAUACUGAAUUGCUAGAGUCCCUGCCUUACGGACUACAAGUUACCUUUCCUGCUAUUCUCACUCAUCGUUCUGGCAUUUCCAAAACAUUAUUUGAGCGCUUUCAGGACACUGUUGCUAAUGGCUCUGGUCCGGACCCGUUCAGGCAAAUGCUAAACAACAGUGCCAUGCGAAAAUUCCAAGCCUUGAACGCGAUUUACCUAUCGAACAUCAAGGAGUUCUUGUCAAGAAAGCAAACGGACAUUCGGACCUCCUUCAAUGCCGAUAUGCCAAAAUCUGCGGAUAAGUUCAGAUCUUUCGGUGAAUUUAAUGAUCCCUUGCGGUACAACGGACUUGUACCUAGUGUUCACUGGUUGACUGAUUUGUUUACAAAAGAGAUGACCAGGCAAAAGCCAAAAUUGGAUAAGCGGACCUCGAUGCUUUCUGGAACGAAUUUUGGACAUGAUGCAACAUACAAGGGAGCCAUGCGAUUAUGUGCCCCAGAUGGCACAAUGAUCAUGGUCGGAGUUUGGACGAUUGUCAACGAAUACAACGAAGUGCUUGGGCAUCUACUGACUCCCACAAAUGGUGUUGACAAUCUGGUUGCUGUCUUGAAAGCCAUCGAGUCAGACCUCAAUUACUAUCAUGGCCAAGGUUUCGUUGUUUGCUACACGGACAAUCCCAAGCAUGAUCGAAAGAUGAUGCAAGCUUCUAUAAAGAGCUUGGUGGCCGGCGUCGAGCCUGUCGCACAGUACGAAGCUCCGUUGGAAACUGCAAAACUGACAUAUGGCGUGAAGGUGCUUGCAAAAGAAGCCGAAAUUGACGAAGCGAUUCUCAAGAACAUUCUUGAAGAUGCAAAUGACGCUGCAAAGUCGGGCAAGGAGAUCGUUGUUGGACUGGACGCAGAGUGGGACAGUGGCCCUAGUGCCGGCCGCGGUAUCGAUAUCAUUCAGAUCGCCUACAAUGAGUCUGUUCACGUCCUGCGGGUGUCUAAAUUUACGAAAGAUAACGGUGGACAACUGCCGCGAAGUCUCAUAAUGCUUCUAGAGCAUCCAUCAGUACGUAAGACAGGUUGUUGCGUCCAAGGUGACUUGACGCGAAUCAACAAAGCCUUUGGAUUAUCUUGCGUUGGAGCACUAGAACUUGGAUCCGUAAUUGUGCAAAGAGGAUUUGCAGACAAGGCACAAGGCUCUCUCACGAAGUUCACUGAGGUCGUUUUGGGCAAGCACCUACCGAAGCCAGAAGUCCGAACAGGGAAGUGGUCAGCAGAGAAUUUGACAAACGAACAAGCCGAAUACGCUGCGCUCGAUGCUCAAAUCUCGCUUCAGAUAUACCACGAAGCGACUAGGCACCCGUCAGAUGGCAUGCUCACUUCUCAGGCCAAGCCAAAUGAUCUCGUCACGCUUUUCACGAACGAUGGCACACGAGAGGUCGCUCAAGGCAGACUCGCAGCAGAAGACCAGAAGAUGAAGAAGAGGAAGAAUGCGAGCAACUCAGUCGUGGUUAUUGUUGACAAGAUCCUUGUCGAAAGUCUGAUCCCUGGCUCUUGGUUAGACCAAAUCGUCCCUGCAACAACGAUCGAAGGCCAGCAACUGAUACUCAGACGCUACUGUGUGCGCCCGCGACGCUUGCCAGGGAGCCAUCGAAAAGAUUCAGUCCAAACAGAGCCUGUGGCUGAGCACUACAAACCGUUCCAGCCUAGCUUCUUUCCCUUGCAGACGACAAUUGAUGAACUGGACGAUGAGCAUAUGGUUGAAACGACUGUUGACGACGAAUUGGAAGAGGACUCACUUGGCGAGAUCGACGUUCUCCUUGGUGCUUUGCAAGCAGGCGAUCUUUCGGUGGACCACAACGCUCGUGCGGCAUUUGCUGACGUUGCUGCUCAGAUCGAAACACAGCCAGACACUUUAGUUUCGUCAAGUGAUGCGCUUCUCAGCGCGUCACAUGCAGGCAUUGUUGAAGCUAGUGCAGAGCGUCAAGGCACUGUGCCAAGACUCUAUUCACGCGUCCUGGACGACUCAUUUCAUUUUAUGAAUCGAGUGAAAUGGCCUAAGAAGCACAUGCUCCACGCAGCGUUCCGUCGAGAGUUCUCCAACGCAAUCUUCGCCAUCAAUAGCGAAGACAAGGCCUUGGUAGAAGCUUUCCUAUCGAGGGAAGGCAACACUUGGGAAGACGCUUGCCGUUACAAGCCCAAAUGGAUCAGAAGACAUGUGAGGCGGUUCAUUCCUGAGCCGAACGUGCUCUAUAUACGAGUAAAGGCCCUAUUUGACUAUGUCGCUGGUAUCGAAUGCGCUGCCACCAAGAAGCCUUUCAUCACCCCCGACAUGCUCAAAGACGUGGCAAACCUCCUGGAAUCUAUCAAAGCAGGACACCUCUCGGAUCCUCCUGGCGUCUGCUUGCAUCACCAAUCUGGAUCAAGUCAAGGUCUUCCCAUAUGGCGAUCGGUAAGGGGAACGUCGAGAAAUGAAGUGUUCCAUCGGAGCACUAACCAGAGGAAUUCCAUCAUUCACGGGAGCUACCAAUAUGGGGUCUCUUGGAUGACGCUGCAACGUUCUCGCUAUAAUUUGCGAGUUGGUAUGCGCUGGCGUCACGGCAUAUGUUGGAAAGGUGGAUACAAUUUUGAGCUUUUAGAUCAGCUCAAAAUGCUCCACAUUGAACUUGGCAUACCUGUCCCAGAAGUACUGCGUCACUGGGUUGUGGUGGAUGAAUACGCUGAUCGCGAUUCUCGUUAUCUCGACCAACGAUUUGGAGUAGCACGCCUCUCCCCGGAGCUUUGCACAUCUCACGGUUUUGAACCGUAUGCAAAAGACGAACAGGUCCACGGCUAUCUCGCCAGCCAGUUCGGAACAAAGUUCGCGGUUGCUCCCGUGACAACUAAAGCAGAAAGGGAUUUGUGCAGACUCGCUCUGGACGAAUGGCAAAGGUCAAGUGGGCGUUUAAACAUAUUGCCUUCGGCUGAGGGCUAUAUGCAUAUCACCAGAGCUGUCAACAAAAAGGCUGAUGGGCAGAUCAUGCAAUACAAGCUUGUCGACCAUGUCAGGAAAUUCUUCGAGAGUGACGAGAAGAAGAGGAUGAACGACACGAUGACGAAUUUCCUGCACUCAUCCGCGAUGCGACGAAUAGCUGCUGGUUACCAGGCAAGGUUAUCGACAGAAACGCGUUAUAUCACUUCAAGCGACCCUAUUGUGCGCAACCUUGGACCCACCAGACCGCCUGAGCAGCCUGUCAGGCUUAUGAACUUCGCCGCUCCUGCACCAGCACCACGGCCCGUUGAUCCCUCGGCGCCCGAAAUUUUCAUCCAAAAGGGAAAGCACUCAAGUGAUGUGCGCAGAGUCUGCAAGAGUUGCAGUCUCAAAACAUGCGGUGCCUUGAAAGCAGUACAUUGUGUGCUUCAUCCCUCAAGUUUGAGUCGUGCUGAACGCUCCGUAAGGUCAGGAAAGCUGAAGCCAGAUAUCUUGAGGUUAUGGAAUUGCUGGCAUGUAUUGCAGUAUGAACGCAAGAGGAAUGCAGGAUUGACAUUACCUUCAGCUUGCACCACGAAUCGUAUAAAACUGUUAGACAAGCUCCAUUCCGGUAUGGGGAGCAGGUCAAGCAAGCUGCUUGGCUUCCUUCAAUCUGACGCAAACUUGAUUCAGGAUGUGCUGAAAGCAUACAUUGAGGAACGGAUAGUCUACAACCCGUUUGUUUAGGGAAUUGAUAGAUAGACGAAGAUACAGUCG
Molecule: messenger RNA, 4591 nt
Organism: Protomyces lactucae-debilis
Lineage: Eukaryota; Fungi; Ascomycota; Taphrinomycetes; Taphrinales; Protomycetaceae
Exons: 2
Coding region: 221-4561 (1446 amino acids)
Biological process (GO): nucleobase-containing compound metabolic process
Molecular function (GO): 3'-5' exonuclease activity; nucleic acid binding
Source: RefSeq, a predicted model, not a curated record